AUGGAGCGUCGGUACCUGGAAGCCCCCCUAGCGCCGGAAGGCAGCGGUGGAUGUCAUAGCUACAAGCGUGCCCAGCUGGAAGAUCUCCUUGGAGAAGUAGCUACGUUACAAGAGGAGCUUGACAAGCAGCACGGUAUCCAGGAACGUGAGGAGGAGAUCGCUAUGUCAUAUUGUACACUGCCUCAGGCUGAGCGGCAGCCUCCCCUAAGACUGCGCAAGAGCCUGAAGCCAACCUCGAGGUUGGAUCCCUCCGCGCGCCGGGGACACGCAAACUCCCUGCGCGCCGGUAGGCACCGGGCCGACGAGGGGCGGGGACAAGCGAAAACGACAGGCGAGACAGCCAAUGGAGACGCAGGAUCGGCCGGCGGCCAUCUGGCGUCCCAAUGGACGCCGCCGAGGGCCUGGCCGAGUGGAGGAAGCGCGGGGGCGACAAAGGGCCUUGUAGUGGUUGACGAGAUCAUCGGGGUGCGAGCCGCGCUGCCCGGUGGCGCCGGUACCGUCUUCGGAACGAUCAUCGUCCAGGCGCUUCCCCGCCAACGUCACCUACGAGGACGAGGAGCUCUGAAGCGUUUCCUAGUCAUGCCUAAGGAGCCAAUUAUCAGGUGGCCUGAAGCAGAAGAUUGUGGUGAAUCUCUUCUUGGGCAUUUAAUGAUUGUUGGCAAGGAGCAUGAUGCUCACCUGGGCCUGACCAAUGGAUUCCGGAGGGUUGUGAAUGAAGGGCUGGAGGAUGGUCAGUCUGUGAAUCACGUACGUCUACGUCAGUUGGGCUGGUCGCCUGGCUAAGAGUUUUUCACCGCAGGAGUUGCUGCACAUGUACACGUCGCCACUGCAUGGAUUUCGACUGUUGCCCGUCAAUCUAGCCUCUGUCGAUGUCUGAUUUUUCUGUGACGCGUGUCUGUGGAAGGUAAUAAAAGUUCUGAGCAGCAGUUGCACAAUAAAGAUCGAGCAUGGGGAUAUCA
This is a messenger RNA of Colius striatus (speckled mousebird), 959 nucleotides long. RefSeq names its product adenosine 5'-monophosphoramidase HINT2-like. The record is from RefSeq and is a predicted model, not a curated record. Gene Ontology annotation, molecular function: hydrolase activity. Gene Ontology annotation, cellular component: nucleus; cytoplasm. Gene Ontology annotation, biological process: purine ribonucleotide catabolic process. The transcript is spliced from 4 exons. The coding region runs from base 1 to 783 and encodes 260 amino acids. NCBI's taxonomy places the organism in Eukaryota, Metazoa, Chordata, Aves, Coliiformes, Coliidae.